AUUCAAAAUAAGUUCGAAACGAUUUCUAUAUCGUGUAGGAAUAAUAAUUAUUAUUAUCGAAUAGUAGCAGUAGGUCCGACCCGGAAGCGUAAUAAUUUUUUUUUCCAGUAGAAAUGUCUUCAAAUCUUAGCAAACGGAAACGAUGGUUCAGUUCCGCCUUUGAUGAUGAAACCAAACCAACACCGGUGAAGCUGCCCGGCGCACUGUCAACUCAAUCUUCGGUAACCAAAAAAGUGAAACUCACUAAAUCCAACAGUGUGUCCUCAACAAUUGUAGAAAGUAAAAACAGCUCAAUCAAUCUUUUGAACAAACGACAGAUCGAUUGGUCCGUUGAUUUGGCUCCGCAAACAAUCUCCGAUUUGGCAGUUCAUCAGAAAAAACUAGACGAGAUUCAACAGUGGUUCAAAACGUACGAGCGUGUAAAGGACUGUGAUCCGGUAGCCAUCAUGUUGCUGUCGGGUCCGCCAGGUUCCGGAAAAAGUGCCGCUAUCAAAACCAUCGCCGAAGAUCUUGGCUACCGGGUGACUGAAUGGACCACUCCCGUCGAUGUGGAUCUGUUUGUAAAUGACAACUACGACUUUGACGAUAAUCGACCGCAAGCCACGUUCCGCGAGAAUCAAAAGCAACUGUUCGAUAGUUUUCUGUAUAAAAGUUCCCGCUACUGUUCGAUAUUCGAAUCCGCGUCCGAUCAGAAGCUGCUUGUGGUGAAGGACUUUCCAAAUGUAUUUCUCCGAGAUCCUACCGUAUUUCACAGCUCACUGGAAGCUUUCCAAGACACAGGAGCGUCUCCACUUGUAUUCAUCGCGACGGAAACCUCAAACAAAAAACUGGACAUCGUGUUCAAUCUGUUUCCACCGGCCGUACAGCAGGAGUUCAGGAUAAAUCACAUAACAUUCAACAGUGCAUCGGUGACACUGAUGAAAAAGGCCGCCAAACGAAUCACGUCGCUGAUGGUAGGCUCCAAUAUGGCACAGCAUUAUCGUGUUCCGUCGCAGGAAUUGAUAGACAGCAUAAUUCUAUCGUCGAUGGGAGAUUUACGCAACAUGACCCUGAAUAUACAUUUUGCUUCGUUGAAGAAUGCUCCCCGGUUGAACACCGAAACGAUGAACGUCGGUGGCGAAGUGCUCAACAGUUCCGGGGUCGCGAUGAAGAAGAGUAAAAAGAAGGAAACCAAACUAAAGUCGGUUGGUUGUAACGAAAAUCUUACUCUAAUGCAUGCACUCGGGCGGGUUUUUAAUCCAAAGUAUGAACUAACAGGCAAAGGCGAAGAAAGAUUUCAUCACUCACCGGAGGAUCUGACGGAUGCGUUUGUUUCCCAGCCAGGAUCGAUGAUUUCGUUGAUUCAUUCCAACUACGUUACGCGGUUUACCGACAUCGACGAUAUCAAGGAAGCGGCAGACGGCCUCAGCUUGUCCGAUGUCAUCAUGUGCGAGUACCGGGAGGAUCUGCUGUCCGGUCAUGGACUGAACAUCGUCGUUAGAGGUAUGAUGGUAAACAAUCGGAAAACUGCCGGCGGUUGGCAGCAGAUUCGAAAGAAGAAAGUUUUCAGUAAACCAAGCGUCACGAGUCACGAAGAGCAGCUGAAAAAGUUGGGCCUAGAAACAUCGUCCAUUUCUUCCGGACUGUUUAUGACUGAUUACAAACGUUUACUCGAAAUCAUCCAACCGAAGAAGCCGUAAAUAGAAGAGCUGCCAUUAGCGAAGUGUAGAUAGCGUUGGUUUUUGUUAGAUAUUA
This is a messenger RNA of Malaya genurostris, 1734 nucleotides long. It is a transcript of the gene Rad17, whose product is annotated as cell cycle checkpoint protein RAD17. Gene Ontology annotation, biological process: DNA repair; mitotic DNA replication checkpoint signaling; DNA damage checkpoint signaling. The transcript has 3 exons. The record is from RefSeq and is a predicted model, not a curated record. The coding region runs from base 114 to 1679 and encodes 521 amino acids. NCBI's taxonomy places the organism in Eukaryota, Metazoa, Arthropoda, Insecta, Diptera, Culicidae. Gene Ontology annotation, molecular function: chromatin binding.